CCUCCGCCAUUACGAGAACAACAACAACACCGACGCCGUGUGGACGCCGCCUCCGCCGGACCACUUGACUGGACAUUACCCUCUUGGCUCUCGAUACCACCGUCAGGCGUUCCUCUUCAACUGUCCGGAUUGUUGCGACGCCUGGCGCCUUAUCGCCCGGGGCCACAGGGAAGUUUUUAAGUUUUCCGGCUGGUUAUUAGUGCGGGAAGACUGUCCGGCGGCGGCGUGGUGGAGUCAGGCGACGCUAAUGUAGCCACACGGCUUUGUAUUUUACCCUUCAAGGAAACGCCAGAGCACAUCCAGCACCACUGCCAUCGUGGCUCCAUAAUCAGCAGCAGGAGUUGUAUGAAGUGGAAACCUUGACACAAACUGCACCUAUCAUGAAGAUGAAAACACCAGAUUCUAGAAUGUGGGAAGAGGUUCAGUCAUCUUGGAAAUAUAAAAACUCACAUGUUAAUGCAUACAGUUGAUAAACCUCAUGAGUGUCUAGAGUGUGGGAAAAGAUUCAGUCAGCUUGCAUGUCUGAGGAGUCACAUGGUGGUGCAUACUGAUGACAAACCUCAUGAAUGUCCAACGUGUGGGAAAAAAUCAGGCAGCUUGGAAAUAUGAAGACGCACAUGUUGGCACAUACGGAUGACAAACUUCACAAGUGUCCAGAGUGUGGGGAAAAAUUCAGGCAGCUUGGAAUUAUGAAGAGUCACAUGUUGGCACAUAUGGAUGGGAAACUUCACAAGUGUCUAGAGUGUGGGAAAAGAUUCCAUCAUCUUGAAAGUAUGAGGAGGCACUCGUUGGUGCAUUCCAUUGAAACUCAUUUCCACUGUUCCGUGUGUGGAAAGACAUUUACGGAACGUAUGAUGAGCUUCAUCACGGAAGUAUCAUGCUAUCACCAUGGACGGUACGUUGGUAAACAGUGAUUCUACAUCCAACGAGGCUCUUAUCCCUGUGGCCCGUGUUCCCC
Molecule: messenger RNA, 958 nt
Organism: Procambarus clarkii (red swamp crayfish)
Lineage: Eukaryota; Metazoa; Arthropoda; Malacostraca; Decapoda; Cambaridae
Source: RefSeq, a predicted model, not a curated record